UGCAGGUGUUAAUGGCGAAGGACAAUAACGUCCUCAAUAAUUGCAUUGCAUAGCCGGGUACUUGUGGCGGCGAACAAAUGCCCAUCUACUUCUUCCAUCGACCUCCUUACUGCUGCACGUACGUCUCACCUCUCUCACUCAUUCAAUACGGAACUCGUAGGCCAACCUUUUCGGCGAUCACCAUCCCCGACUUCUCAAAACCUCCCUGCACUCUCCGGCCUUUUUAUAUCUUUCGUAUUAUUUUUCUUUUAAAGUAUGAAUUUUGACUGUUAGAUUUGACUUCUGUUACCCCCCUCCCCACCCCCAACAAACUAUGACUUUAGAAUCACUUAUAUAUAAAUUAAAAUCAACUUGAGUGCCGAGAAAAAGAUACCAUCUUUCUUUCCGAGUGGAAGGAAAAAAUGGAAGGUAGCAUUCGAAUCAGUGAAGACGGAGGCUCGGCCUAUCACCCUCUUCCAGACUCUGACUCCAUUGUUUCCGAUGAUGUCCGCUUGCAGCAGCUCGGUUACAAGCGUGAACUCACCCGGGGCCUCUCGGCAAUCGCAAAUUUCUCGGUGACUUUCUCCAUAAUAUCAGUGCUAACGGGUCUGACGACGACGUACAGUACGGGUCUCACCUACGGUGGAACGGUUACAAUGGUAUACGGGUGGCCAAUAGUGGGGAUGCUGACUAUGGUCGUGGGUACGUCGAUGGCUGAGAUUUGCUCUGCUUUUCCUACUUCUGGUGGACUCUACUUUUGGAGCGCCAAGCUCUGCGGCAAUGACUGGGGCCCCUUUGCCUCUUGGCUCACUGGCUGGAGCCCAAAUCCCAGACCCUCUGGGCCAACAACUACGAUAUGGUUUAAGAUCAAUCAUGUUAGUGGUUUUUAUAGACCUCAAAGAGGUCUGUUUAGGAUCUCCACUACAACUUUUUACAGUGGUCAUGGAUGGAAGUUGCGCUAAUUUUGAAUCGAUUGUUGCGAUUAAAGAAAUUCUUUUCUCCUACU
Carya illinoinensis is the source of this 985-nucleotide messenger RNA. Its product is annotated as amino-acid permease BAT1-like. The record is from RefSeq and is a predicted model, not a curated record. Gene Ontology annotation, cellular component: membrane. The transcript is spliced from 3 exons. NCBI's taxonomy places the organism in Eukaryota, Viridiplantae, Streptophyta, Magnoliopsida, Fagales, Juglandaceae. Gene Ontology annotation, molecular function: L-alanine transmembrane transporter activity; L-lysine transmembrane transporter activity; L-glutamate transmembrane transporter activity. Gene Ontology annotation, biological process: transmembrane transport; gamma-aminobutyric acid transport. Bases 402 to 941 code for a protein of 179 amino acids.